ACGAAUACAGCGAAGAAGGGAAAAACGCACGUACGCCAAGUCGUAAUUUAUUUUUUCUAGAUAUUACGAUCAGUUUUGGGGUCGAGGAAGAACACUUUAUUUUUUAUGUGAGAGACUCACCAUCUGAAAACUAAAAUUAUUAGCUAGUAUUGUUCUAUUUGUUUAUUUGUCGUCGUUAGGAAGAGUGGUGGGUAAACAGCUAGCUGUUAGCUAGCCUAGCCGAUGCUGGUUCCUUGACUCCCUGCUUCCCUAUAGCUGUAUGUGGAGGUAAUCUGGACAGUGGACCUACAAAAUGCAGUUUAUGUUAUUUAACAAGCUGGCGAUUGAAAUUGAUAUUAUCUUAUGCACGCUUUGAGUGCACAGGGCAGCCGAAAUUUAAACUAACAUUUAUCUCGCAAGCAAGGUGUAUAAACUAGCAGAGAGAGCAAACUUGGAUAGCUUGCUAGUGUUAGCUAAUUUGUAGAAAUCUUCUUAAACUUCAUCGUUUACAGGUACAUUUGUAAUUUAAGAAGAACGUAUUCACAAUUCGACGCAAUGGCCGGGUUCGCUAGUUCUCAGAAGUUUAGCAUCUGUGCUGAUCUGGAAACCUCGCAGUACUUGUGAGUCUUCAAACUCAAGUGAAGGUACCGCGAGUUGUUUCUCUGAAUUCAUAUAAAAUUUACUUUUGGUACCUGUUGUUAAAGUCAGAUUUCUAGAUUUCUACUCUGAUCCUCUCUGACCUCUAAUAUGAGCGAUUCAAAGGGUGAGGGUGAUGCUCCCAACAGCCUGUCCAACAGAGACACCAUCAAUGUGCCUGAUGACUGCUCUCUGACUGACUCAGACCCUGAUGAGCUUUCAGAGACCUUUGGAAGAAAGGUUGAGGACUUGUCUUCAUCCUCCGAAGAGGAGGAGGAAGUUCGGCCUGCUAAUCCCAUUCUUCAAGGAAAGCCUGCCUUCAGGUUGACGGGCGGAAGCUCGGGCUUCUCUGACCGCAGCAGAAGCAUAUUUGACCAGCUGGACAGUGCUGCCAAGCUCACAUCGACUCGACUGGCUGAAGACAAUGUCCUUGAUGGUGCAUUCGCCCGCCCUGCCCCACCAUCACCACCGCCUGCUCCACUGAGAUACAGCGCAGCCUCAGAGGGUGCUAAGAAAGUUAUGUCGGGCAAACGAGUGCCAGACUACCUGGCUCACCCUGAGCGCUGGACCCGCUACAGUCUGGAGGACAUUCCUGAGACCGGUGAGCAGGAGAACAAGCAGGUGGCCCUUCAGUUCAUCCAGGGACUCCAGGAGCGGAGGAGGUCCCAAGAAGCCACUGUUGGGUCCUUCACUCCAGCCUUCAACCAGGACCACAAUAGCAGCUCUGACCAUAAGAUUAUCUUCACCAAGCCUAGUCAGACCUCCAAAGACGAAUGCCGAAGCGUGCUGAAGGUCAACCGGGCUAAAGGGAGGGAGGUGGGCCUGGGCCACCUAGAUGCUGGCCAGGAGGAAGAGAGCGGAGGGAAUGCGACCUCUCUUCAUCACACUGAGAAACAGGCGGAGAAGAAAAGGAAGCGGGCAUCUGAGGAGGAGGAGGAGGAGGAGGAGAAGGCCAACAGAGAGCAAGGAACAGCAAGUCACAUUGCCUUCAGCUGUGGAAAGAAGGUGAACCGAAAGAACUUUCGUAAAGCAGCUGAGGAAGAGGAUGAGGACUAAAUGCUUUGAAGCUCUAAAACGUAAUCAGCUGUGCAUGUACAUAUGUCAUGCUAUGAUGUCCUACUUAUAUAUAUUUAGAUCUUAGCCUGCAUCCUGUAAUAUUUUGUUACAGAAACAAUAAGAGGCUUCGUGCACAUACAUGUGCAGUGUGGUAAAUCAAGAUUCUGUAAUUUCUUGAUAGUACAUUUUUCAUAUCUACAGUGAAGCCUGGAGGUUCAGUGUUUUAUAUGUAUAAAGCAAUACUGUAAAGUACUGAGAAGUGGGUUAUUUGUGAGCAAUUUUCAUGAAUAAAUUAAAUUUGAUUCCA
Electrophorus electricus (electric eel) is the source of this 1978-nucleotide messenger RNA. NCBI's taxonomy places the organism in Eukaryota, Metazoa, Chordata, Actinopteri, Gymnotiformes, Gymnotidae. The record is from RefSeq and is a predicted model, not a curated record.